CUUGCUUGUACUGUGUCACAUGCAGAUGUACACAGAAUUGCAAGCGACUACACCAUUAGUUCCCAAAAGGAGCUUUGUUUUUCUUAGAACUUGUAAACAAAUUGAUCAAUCGACUUGGGUAGUUGCAGAUGUUCCAAUUGAACCUUCUGGGAAUGUUGGUUAUCCAUCCGGAUGUUGGAUACAAGGAACAGCCGAGAGAUUAUCCAAGGUCAUAUGGGUGGAGCAUUUUAAAAUUGAACAUAGAUCUAUACCCCGCAAGAUUUACAACAUUCUGGGUCGUAUAGGCUUGGCAUUUGGAGCUGAGCGAUGGGUCGCAUGCCUUGAACGAUCAUGUGAAAGAAAAUCUUACGAGAUGCAGACUCUUCCUGGAGGUAAUGAGUGUGAUUACGAGAUUAGAUAUAUGAUGUUGCUGGGACAAAGGAUGGUUGAUGCCUUCUGUCAGAUCAUAAGUCCUACCAUUGACGAUGACCCGUGGUCAUUUGUUUCUGGUCCCAAGUCCUUGAAGAUAUAUGCAACCCUCCGUGAGUCUCCUUACUAUGAUGAUCCGAAAGAAAUGGUUAUAGUAGCAAGCACCACCUUUCUUCUACGUGAGUACUCUCCAGAGUUUGUCCUUGAUAUCCUUGGAGAUGAGCGUAGGCGUCAUGAGUGGGAUUUGUCUGGGAGGCCUGAGGUACUCACAGAUGUGGGAUAUUACACAACUGGCAAGAACCCUUGGAACGCUAUAUCUGUUUUUGAGAUUGACGAGUCCAGCGGUCAUCAGAUACUCCAAGAGACUAGUGUCAACCGAUCUGGAUCGUUAGUGGUAUGGUCCGUGGUUAAACAUAGGAAAUAUGAUGGUGGAUUACCUUGCUGUCUUCCUCUCAAUACAUUAUCAGGGUUCGCUAUCAGCUCCAAAAGCCUCCAAAACACUAGAAGUAGAAGCGAUACGUCUGGUGGCACAUUUGUGACUCUGGGGGUACAGCUUAGGGCCGUUGGCAUCAAGUCAUUGGAUGAACUAGACCCAAAGGCAAUGCCAAUGGACUUUAUCAACAAAUAUAUAAAGGAGACCCAUCGCAGAGUCGUUCACCUUCUCCAGAAGGAGUCUGCGUGUAGAUCAACUUAAAAGGAACAAGAGAAAGACUGACGGGGCGACAAGUGAUAACAAGGGUCCUGGCUUCUGGUUUCAUUUUUUUUUAUUUAUGAAUCGCUACACUUAUUAACAGUAACUUUUGGGUCUUAGCAUGAACCAAGUAGUUUUGUCUUCCUCUGACGUACUGAGCUUGCAGUUAGUU
Messenger RNA from Erigeron canadensis, 1271 nucleotides. Its product is annotated as homeobox-leucine zipper protein HDG11-like. The coding region runs from base 20 to 1102 and encodes 360 amino acids. The transcript has 6 exons. Lineage: Eukaryota; Viridiplantae; Streptophyta; Magnoliopsida; Asterales; Asteraceae. The record is from RefSeq and is a predicted model, not a curated record. Gene Ontology annotation, molecular function: lipid binding.